Messenger RNA from Drosophila ananassae, 2730 nucleotides. Its product is annotated as protein argonaute-3. The transcript is spliced from 8 exons. Gene Ontology annotation, molecular function: piRNA binding; protein binding. The record is from RefSeq and is a predicted model, not a curated record. NCBI's taxonomy places the organism in Eukaryota, Metazoa, Arthropoda, Insecta, Diptera, Drosophilidae. Gene Ontology annotation, biological process: regulatory ncRNA-mediated gene silencing. Gene Ontology annotation, cellular component: P granule. The coding region runs from base 122 to 2692 and encodes 856 amino acids.
ACUUCGUUUUGUAAAAGUCCCUUAAUACCAUAAUAUAUGUUAGAAGUACAAUGUUGAUCAUUGAUCAUUCUUAAUCCAUCGGAAGUCCAUCGUAAGUAAUUAAGGCAAAGUAAUUAAGAUUAUGUCUGGAAGAGGAAAUUUGCUUAGUUUAUUUAAAAAAAAAUCGAUAAAUUCGGACAUUUCAUCAUCUAGUGAUGGACAUGAAGUUGAUAGUGGAUUGGAUGUACAACAAUCAAAUUCGAGCAAAACUAGUGGCGAGAGUAGUCUUCUGACUACAUUGGAGAAUAUAAAUAUUUCUGCCGGUCGAGGACGCGCACAACUUAUCAACUCGUUACAAAAAAAAAUCAGCGAAAUAGAAUUAAAUAAAAAUAUUAAUAUUGAAAAUGACCGUCAUGUAUCAGAACCCUAUAAACGCAAAAUCCUUUCAAAGGACUUGUUUUAUCCUAAUAAAGUCCAUGGAUCUAAAGGUUCUUUUGUUAAUAUGGCUUGUAAUUAUUUAAAAUUAUCGACAGACGAUACAAAAGGUGUUUUUCAAUACGAAGUACGAUUUUUUCCAAAUAUUGACACCCUUCACUUGAGAAUGAAGUAUUUAAACGAACAUAAAGAUAAGCUUGGAGGAACAAAAAUAUUCGAUGGCCAUACUUUAUAUCUACCGAUACUAUUACAAAAUGAAAUGACAGUGUUGUUUUCGAAAACAAAAGAUUUUGAUGUGGAGAUUAGAAUAUUGUUUAAAAAAAAAGAACAUGUUAAGGAUUGUGUGCAUUUGUAUAAUAUAUUGUUCGAUCGAAUUAUGAAAACAUUAAAGUAUGUACGAUUUGACCGGAAGCACUUUGAUCCCGCACGACCAAAAAUAAUCCCAUUGGCUAAACUAGAAGUUUGGCCAGGAUACGUUACUGCAGUUGAUCAGUUCGAGGGGGGUCUAAUGUUAUGCUGCGACGUCUCCCAUCGUGUACUAUGCCAACAAACUGUUUUGGAUAUGCUGGUUGACAUAUACCAACACAAUGUAAGCCAGUACCAAGAUUGUGCCAGAAAGACCUUGGUUGGAAAUGUUGUCUUGACACGAUACAAUAAUCGUACAUACAAAAUAAAUGAUAUUUGUUUUGACCAAAAUCCAAAAUAUAAUUUUGAAACCAAGUAUGGAUCGAUUAGUUAUUUGGAAUAUUAUAAACAAUACCAUAACAUAUCCAUCAAAGACGUAAAUCAACCUUUACUUCUUAGCGUGAAAAAAUCAAGAGAAAACCCAGACGAAAUGAUUCAAUUUUGCCUUAUUCCUGAAUUAUGUUAUCUUACUGGACUUCGAGAAGAUGUUCGCUCUGAUAAUAAACUAAUGCGCGAAAUUGCAAGCUUUACAAGAGUAUCGCCAAAUAAUCGUCAAGUGGCAUUGGAGAAAUUUUUCGAAAACGUAACAAAAACGCCUGAAGCACGAGAUAUUCUUAAAAGUUGGGGACUUUCUCUUAAUGCUACUUACAAUGCGCUAAAAGGACGCCAAAUGCCCUUAGAACAAAUUUAUUUCGCUAAAACCGAUUUUUCUGCAGGAAAAAGUUCUGAAUUUUCGAAACAUGCUGUAAAUAAUGAAAUGUUUAAAAUUAUUCACUUAAAGAAGUGGAUAUUAAUUCAUCUAAGAAAUGAUUUAAGAGCCGCAAAUAACCUACUUGAUAAUAUAAAACAGUGUUCUAAAACACUUGGGAUGAAUGUUUCAAAACCAACUAUUAUUUCAAUAGAUUACGAUCGUAUUGAUUCGUAUGUACAAUCCUUGCGUCGUAACAUAACAAUUGAAGAUCAAAUUGUAGUUUGUAUUUGUCAUAACAUUAGAGAAGAUCGGUAUUCAGCAAUAAAAAAAAUCUGCUGUUCGGAAAUACCUAUACCAUCACAGAUUAUCAACGCAAAAACUCUAUUAAAUGAAUCGAAAAAUCGCUCUAUUGUACAAAAAAUUCUUUUACAAAUGAAUUGUAAAAUGGGAGGAUCUUUGUGGACAAUCAAAAUACCAUUUAAAAAAGUCAUGAUUUGCGGCAUUGAUACAUAUCACGACCCCUCUAAUCGAGGAAAAUCAGUUUCUGCUUUUGUAGCGUCCUUGGAUUUUUCCUACACGCAAUGGUAUAGUAAAGCAGUUAUACAAACUAAAGGAGAAGAAAUUUCCAAUGGAUUAACUGCAUCUUUUGAAAUUGCUUUAAACGUUUACCAACAACGCAAUGGCUACCGCCCUGAUAGUGUUAUUAUAUACAGAGAUGGGAUUGGAGAUGGACAACUAAAUAUUUGCUCGGAAUAUGAAGUUCCGCAAUUCGAAUUAGCAGGCGGAAAAAACAUUAAGAUAUCUUUCAUUGUAGUGCAAAAAAGAAUUAAUACCCGCCUUUUUUGUGAAAAUAAUAAUCGCUUUGAAAAUCCAUGCCCAGGAACGGUUGUUGAUAUGCACAUAACAAGAGCACAUAUGUUUGAUUUUUUUCUGGUGUCGCAAAUGGUUCGACAAGGGACAGUCACCCCCACUCACUUUAUAGUUUUACGAGAUGAUGCAAAUUAUGGACCGGAUAUCAUUCAAAAACUAAGCUAUAAGCUUUGUUUUUUGUACUAUAAUUGGCCUGGAACUGUUCGAAUUCCAGCUUGUUGCAUGUAUUCCCAUAAAAUGGCAUAUUUAAUUGGACAAAGUAUUCAACGAGAUGUUGCUGAUUCCCUUUUGGAUAAACUAUUUUACCUUUAAAAUAUUAACAUCGAAUAAAUUUGAUUUUUCUUUAUUAA